This is a messenger RNA of Saccostrea cuccullata (small rock oyster), 1533 nucleotides long. RefSeq names its product ATP-dependent DNA helicase Q1-like. The transcript is spliced from 5 exons. NCBI's taxonomy places the organism in Eukaryota, Metazoa, Mollusca, Bivalvia, Ostreida, Ostreidae. Bases 1 to 1533 code for a protein of 510 amino acids. The record is from RefSeq and is a predicted model, not a curated record. Gene Ontology annotation, molecular function: nucleic acid binding; 3'-5' DNA helicase activity; four-way junction helicase activity. Gene Ontology annotation, cellular component: cytoplasm; chromosome; nucleus. Gene Ontology annotation, biological process: double-strand break repair via homologous recombination.
AUGGCGGAUUACAUGGAAAUAAUCAGUGAUGGAGAAGUUUGUGAUAUUAUAGAUUUUUACAAUUCUAAAUACGGAAGUGCCAUAAAGAAUUUGAAACCCUUGCAGCAUCAAGCUUUAUCUUGCAUUGUUGAUAGGAACUCUAAAAGUGGUGAUCUAAUAUGCAUGCUACCCACAGGUUAUGGGAAAAGUUUGAUAUAUGAACUUGUUCCUCUUGUGCUUGAAAAGAAGUUUGAUCAAAAUACUGUUAUGUUAGUUUUAGAACCUUUAAACGUUAUUAUUGAGCAACAGCUUUCAAAACUUGGUUCAAGUGCGAUGUCUAUUUGUGAAAAUAUGAAGGAGUCAGAUUUAAAGAAAUUAACGGAAAAUAGUGUUCAAUACAUUUAUUCUCACCCUGAACAUAUCAUUGGCAACAAAGAAAUAAAUAAUGUGCUUUCUUCGGAUUCCUGUCAAAGUAGGAAAUGCGUUAUAGUUGUCGAUGAAGCACAUUGUGUUCUUGACUGGGGGGAGGAGUAUAGACCUAUGUUCAGCAGAAUUAGAGAGUUGCGAGCUGUGUUGCCAGACGCUAAACUUGUUGCCCUCAGCGCUACAUUAUCACAGACAGCUCAAAGGGAUGUUGCCAAAGUACUUUUAAUGAGAAAUAUGAAAGUGGUCGCAUCCCAGCCUACCCGUGAAAACAUCUCAUUAGUUGUCAUGCGAAGACCCCCACUAGGUUCGAACAUUUCUUCAAAGGACACAUAUGACUAUGUUUUCCUGCCAUUAUUGAAUGAGUUGAAAUUGAAGGGUCAGAAGUUUCCACUGACAAUUGUGUAUUGUAGUGGAAGCAUGGAUUGGGUGGGAUAUGGUUUUGAAGUUUCUUCAAAAAUUCUUGGUACCGACAUGCAUGUUGGUAAUAAAAGUCCUGAGAAUCAGCGUGUGGUUAUGUACCACUCAUCCAUUGAAAAAGGGGACAAGCUUAAAGAUAUUAUCUUUAAAAACCUUUCUAAGCCUCCUUGUGAGUCUCCACUAAAAUUAGUGUUUGCUACAAUAGCCUUGGGAAUGGGGGCAGAUCUUCAACAUGUAGAGCGAGUCAUACAUGUUGGAUCACCAAUGAAUAUGGAAGCCUAUAUACAGCAAGUUGGCCGAGCUGGCAGAAAUGGGAAGCAAUGUAUUGCAGUGAUAUUCUUCAAUAAUUCUGAUUUAGGACGCCAAGGUGUUAGUAAAUCUGUGAAGGAUUUUUGUAAAAAUGACUCUGAAUGUCGUAAAACUGUUAUAAAUGCCUAUUUCGGCUUUACUUGCAAUGACAGCAUGGCCACUGAAAGACCUUUAUGUUGUGAUGUCUGUAAUGAAGAACUUAAAAGUGAAUGGCAUUACGAGACACCCAUGGAUGAGAGGAAAAAAUGUGUUUUAAGACAAGCCAUACAAACAUAUGUACAGGCGUCAAAGUUAGAAAAGGUUGUAUUGCCCGCUCACGUGGAGAAGCUUGUUUUUAAUGCACUUUUCUACACGGAUUCAAGUGCCAUUGAAAAAGAUUUUACAUAUCCUUGUCAAGUUUGA